Molecule: messenger RNA, 1617 nt
Organism: Rhipicephalus microplus (southern cattle tick)
Lineage: Eukaryota; Metazoa; Arthropoda; Arachnida; Ixodida; Ixodidae
Biological process (GO): proteolysis
Molecular function (GO): metalloendopeptidase activity
Source: RefSeq, a predicted model, not a curated record
AUGGAUCCUGCGGCUGAACACGAUUUUCCUGACGGGACACCAGCUAACAGUGGCUCCUCUUUCAGCACACGAGAAGUGGUCAACUUAGCCGACGUGCAACGUGGGCACCCCAUAGACGAAGAAACGAAAAAUGGGAAGUACGAGUUGUGCGGCGUUCCUUGUAAUGUCCCGCUUGACGCCACCUGGUGCAUUCUGCUGCUGCUGCUGGUCUCAUUGGUUAUCGUGACAAUCAUCGGCGUCUACGCGGCGAAACAUCCCGCCCACGAUUCCCAAGCACUUGUGGCCGACCCCGACGUGGCGGCUGCCUGCGGUGACGAUUCGGCGAGAUGUCAUAACAUAACCUUGUACCUGAUGGACAGCCUGAACUCCCUUGUCGACCCUUGUUCCGACUUCCACGAGAACGUAUGUGGCUGGUGGAAAGCGAAAGUGGCUCACAGGGGGUCGUACCAAGACUUUCACGUUCGGUUCUUCAACUACCGCGUCGCCCGGGAACUGGCGGCCAUGGCCGACCCUUUCAUCUCAGACUCCGGCCCAACUCCGGCCAGCCUGGAAAAUCAGAUGGCAACGUUCUUCGCCAGCUGCGCCAUUGUGAGUGCCGGUUUCGACAGGGGAGGAAAUCGCGCUGAAUUGCUCAAAACCUUCGGAAUCGCCGUCUGGGAAUGGACCAAUGCGGACAACUUUGGUCGCUUUCUCGAGCUCGUCGUCACGAAAACGCUAAGCACUGGCUUGCCGUCCUUUCUGAAGGCGCAAUUCUUCAAGGGCGAAGGUUUCCGCCUGGAUCUGGGCGAAACGUUGGGUUCGACUUUUUCGUACCGCCAACGAGAGGCAAGGAAGAAUGUGCUCAUUAUGUUGGAUGACUUCCUCGAUGAGUCAACAUUGGCCCGAGUCAAUUACUCGGAAAUUUCCGCUCUUGACGAGGUUGUUCAGAACCUGACAGUUGGGCGAAAUGAAUUGCAUUGGUCGUUGCUCAAAGGGCAAGAAGAGCUGAAUUCUAUUGCAGAAGACGUGGAUUGGAUGAAGGCGCUGGAACGUGGUCUACCGGCGAAGCUUAAGAAUGAACCUAUGAAAGAUGGGUUGGAAGUGCACGGAGUGUCUGCCUUCCGGGACCUCAUCGAGAGACUCAGAGUGGAGCCACUACCACGCGUCGGUGAAUACAGCCUGGUUGUUUUGCUAGCACAGGUUACUAAAUAUGUGCCGCCAUUGGGCUACGAGGACGACUCAAAUGCAGAGACGUUUGUGGCGAAGUGCCUUCACCUCACGGCGUCUCUUUUCGACAGACUCUACCCAGUCUGGGUGGCAAAGACCUUUCAGCACACUGAGCAGGUGUCUGGUGCGAGAUAUUUGUUUGACGACAUAGUAUCUACAUUGCGUAAAGAACCUGUGGUCAACCAGGGCCUCAUGAUCGAUACCCGUCGUCUGAACAAAGCUCGGCUAGUAACCUAUGCUACGGGAGGUGCGGGGUUCGAUCCCCAGUGCCGGCCGGCGACCCACCGUUUAAUAAACAGGGAACAGGCGGGCUUCAGGGCUGUGACGCAUCGCCCUGUGGUGAAGCUCACUCUGCCUAGAAAACUCCCAAGCCGUUGCGCGGGACCCGGUGCUUACGCAGCCCUUCGUUAA